AACUGGUAACGGGGUUGGUAAGGAGAUUGGGCAAUUAGAAUCUCGUCUUCAAAAAUGGUACCUCAAAACCUUGCUUUCUUUACCAGAACAGAUCAAACCCGGUGCACGUGAAGAGGAAAAGCCUUGUGCUUAAAAUGGGUUUUGAAAAAGUGGUUAUCAUAGAUGCCAAAGGGCAUUUAUUGGGAAGAUUAUCUUCAGUAAUUGCUAAAGCAAUACUUCAAGGACAGAGAGUUGUUGUUGUAAGAUGUGAAUCAAUUAACAUAAGUGGAAACUUUUACAGAAACAAACUCAAAGUUUUAGAUUAUUUGAGAAAACGAAUGAAUACAAACCCAUCUAGAGGUCCAUAUCAUUUUCGAGCUCCUAGUAAACGAUUAUUUAAGGCAGUCCGUGGAAUGAUUCCUCAUAAAACUAAACGUGGAAUGGAAGCACUCAAUCGCCUUAAGGUCUUUGAUGGUGUUCCUCCUCCUUAUGAUAGAAUGAAGAGAAUGGUUGUUCCUUCAGCUCUUAGAGUUGUUAAAUUAGCACCUGGACGUAAAUAUUGCACACUAGCACGUUUAUCAUCAGAAACCGGCUGGAAAUACCAAGCUAUUAUUGAGACUCUUGAGGCAAAACGCAAAGUUAAAUCAGAAAUUUACUACAAAGCAAAGAAAGCUGCCCUUAAAGCUAGAGCUAACGCGGAAAAACAAAUUGUAUCUGCUUAAAUGGAAUAAAAUGUUAGAACCAA
This is a messenger RNA of Hydra vulgaris (swiftwater hydra), 724 nucleotides long. RefSeq names its product large ribosomal subunit protein uL13. Lineage: Eukaryota; Metazoa; Cnidaria; Hydrozoa; Anthoathecata; Hydridae. Gene Ontology annotation, cellular component: cytosolic large ribosomal subunit; ribosome. Gene Ontology annotation, biological process: negative regulation of translation; translation. Gene Ontology annotation, molecular function: mRNA binding; structural constituent of ribosome. The record is from RefSeq and is a predicted model, not a curated record.